AGAACUGCGGCUCAAGUGGUCAGAACAUUUAAGCCGCUUCGUGUCGCAUGUUCACCUUGCAAGUAUUACCAUCUUUGGCUUUGACUGGUGCGCUGGUUGCGGAGCACUUUGCUGAAGGCUCCGCAGUUCAAUGGCCGGAUGGCCCUUUGCCUUCCAUCGAGGCUGCUGAGCUGUUGGCUGAAAGCCAAAGAGCUAGAAACCAACAGCCCUGCCUGUUGCUGAUGUGUUCGGCGGCAAGUUGUGUAGCCUUAGCUGCUACAAGGUGCCUGUGGCCAAAGUGCCAGGCGGCGACUGAGGCGUUGCGAGCGCGCGCGCAACGGAGGCAGCGCCGAGAACAGGGAUGGCAUCGACGUAGAUCUUGAGGCUGGAGUGCAUAUUUUGAGCCGGGCUCUUAUCCAGCGUGCCUGGCGGAAGCGUCAGUUCAUUGAUGUUCCCGGUAAAACCCUGUUGCAGUUCCGGGCUGCAGACUUGACGAUGAUGAGCUGGUUGAAGAGACUUCGUCUGCAGAGCGGAAAUGGCAAGUUCUUCAGCAACCCACAGCGGAGAUGAGGCAGGAGACCCAGCGCUUGAUCCUUGCCCGCUUGUGCGGCAAUAUUGGGGACGCAACGCAUUCUGUCGAAGAGAUGGAGCAAUGCCCGCCUAUAGUUUUCACAGCUUGCAAAGUAGUGGGCGGGGUGAUGUGCAAAGCGCGCGCCCUGUCGCAAGGAGGCCGUGUUCUUGAAAUCGAUGGCGUGGGAGCCUAUACCAGUGUUCUGGCGGGCGCAGGUGGUGUGCUUAUUGGAGCGAUGGAGCUAGAAGCCGCUCGGCAAGGUCAUCUCGCCAUCAUUCUGUUGGCAACACCAUCGGCAACAGGUUUUUAUGCUCAUCUCGGUUACGCGUCCAUGGAAAGCUGCUCUCUGACAGCAGACCACGCAGUGCAACAAGCCUUGUAUUCAGUUUCAAUGCCAUUAUUAUUCGGCAUGUGGCCAUGAUGAAGCUCUUGCGAUGAAAGUGCCCGGGUUGCCUGUGAGUUGCCGAAGCAUGGUGAGUUAAAGGAAAAGAUAAACGAGAUAAAGAUACAAUAUCAAAAUGCAUCGGGCAUAUGCACAUGAUGUUAGCGCCGACUGAAGAAAGGCAGAGGUCCAG
Molecule: messenger RNA, 1125 nt
Organism: Durusdinium trenchii
Lineage: Eukaryota; Dinophyceae; Suessiales; Symbiodiniaceae
Source: the annotation of a GenBank genome assembly